CAUUCUGCAGGCUUUUUUGAAAACGUCCUUUGUGUCGCAUUUUCACAUUCUGCAGGUUUUUUCGGGAGUACGGCUUCACAUGUCACUUCUUCCUCCAAAACCCAAGCCGAAUGGACAGGACCAGGGGGUUAGCAGUCCCACAAACAUUGGUUUGCAGUAUUAUCAACCAGCACAGCGUACAAGAGUCCGGGAAGCAAAUGAACACUAUUUA
Messenger RNA from Geodia barretti, 211 nucleotides. Lineage: Eukaryota; Metazoa; Porifera; Demospongiae; Tetractinellida; Geodiidae. The record is from the annotation of a GenBank genome assembly.